Fusarium sp. VM40 is the source of this 762-nucleotide messenger RNA. NCBI's taxonomy places the organism in Eukaryota, Fungi, Ascomycota, Sordariomycetes, Hypocreales, Nectriaceae. The record is from the annotation of a GenBank genome assembly.
AUGGUCGCCCAAGGAGAAGCUCAGGCCGAUGCGCCCGUCACCACCAUCGUCCCCUUCAACAACCAGAAGGUUCUUCCCUCUUGCGCCGCCGCCUGCGGUCCCCUCUACGAUGCCAACGGUGCUUGUGUCCCGCCCCAAGUAGCCGCUGACGCCGGCCCGACCGCCUAUACCCAAUGUUUCUGUCUCGACCAGCGAGUCGCCGCUUUCUCAACCGCCACCACGGGUGUAUGCGACGAUGCCUGUACCAACGACCCAAAGGGCCUUUCUUCAAUCGCUGGCUGGUUCCGCAGCAUGUGUAGCGUCACGAACGGUGGAAACCAAGGAACGACGAGAAAAACUGGUCAGCAAGGCUCAUCGACGACGACAGGCGACGGUUCAGCAUCAACAGGCGGCAGCACUGCUGGGGCUAACAACGGAGGUGGUGGUGAUUGGAUUUCCAACCACUGGCAGUGGGUUAUUAUGAUUGUUGUUCUCGUUGUCGGUAUCGCCGCCAUCUGGAUUGGAGCCUGUAUCUGGCGCCGCCGCUACCUCCGCAAGAAGGACCGCCAGACUUCCCUUGGUCAAAGGCACUCCGGAUCCGCCAAGCGACCAUCCUGGGGUCCCGGCAUGGAGGCUUCUGAGGGUGGUAUUCCCUAUGACACCUACGACGAGUCAAACCGAGGCUCAAACGGAAUCAUGCUACCGGGCGCCGCCGCUGCUGGUGCUCCCGUUGAGGAGAAGCCCAAGGAGAAGAAGCGAUGGAUCGUCCGCGACCGAACAUGA